GUUUGCCGAUUGCAUCAGCUGACAGUCCAACCAAAGAACGAAAGACAAAAGAAAAGCAACCUUAACUUAUUUAGAAAACCAAGUGGCGCCUCAUAUUCAAGGGUUGGACCAACCUCUUCAGAGUCCAUCAUGUCCGCUAGCAUCUCAACCGUCGAUCCCAAAUACGCCCAUUUACCCGGCAUCGCCAUCGAUCAGCCCGAUGUGUAUGAAUGUUCGGGUUCGGGUUUGCCUGAGGCGGAUCAGGAUUGGGCCAAUGCCCAAGGGGAUGCCUCGGAUUCCGUUGAACUGCUCCAUAUGAGCACCAAAGAGGCCUUUGGUCAAUUUCAAGGCAAAUUCUUGGACGGCAAGAACGUGGAUUUCUCGGAUAGGCUCAAGAAUAAGAAGUUCAAGCAAGGGUAUUUGGCUUGGAGCGGUGAUAUCGAGGUGUACAAUGGCGCCCAUGACGAGACCCCGAUCCAAAAGUACCAAAGAUUGAAUUGUGAAGUCCGUGAACUGAUCGAGGAAUUGGAAUCCGCCAAAGAGGACGAGAAGGAGAAGAAGGAUCAAGCCCAUUUAGCCGAUUUGGUGGGACGGGUGACCGGAUUGAGUCAGGAGUUGACUUCGCUCAACUUGGAGGAAAGGCUCGGAUCCGACAUGUUGGCCAAUUUGAAAGAUCCCGAGGGAACGGCCUCGGCCAAGUUGUUGACUCAACUCCAGGCUUUGCAAAGUGGUCCGGCCUCGCAAGCUUCGAAAACGGAGGGAGAGACCGCGUUGAACGGGAACGAGUCUGUGAUGUAUGAGCUGCUCAUGAAGCCGGACACGGCCAAAUUGGAGCAUUUGAAGCGGAUUUCCCAAUUAGAUCGCCGCUUAGAGGACCUGGAAAAAGCCGUUGGCGCCAAUCCUGAUAGAAUGAGCACUUUGUCGGUGGAAACCAACCAAAAGAGCAUAUUGGGGGCCAUUCAGGUGUUGUCCAGUAGAACGGCGCUUUUGGAUCCGGGUCAUUUGGAUCACGUGGAAGGUCGAUUGGCAGCCUUGCAGCACAAGAUGAAUGCAAUAGCCGAAAGAAAAGCCAUCUUGGCCGAUCAAGAGAAACUGUCCAAGAUUGACGAGCUUUACGAUCUGGUUCAUCGAUCCGUUGGGCAGAAACAGAUGCUGGAGGAAGUGGUGGGACGAUUAGAGUCAUUGCAGGAACUUCAUUCCAGAGCUCAAAACUUCGACAAAGCACUUUCGGAAUUGGAGGAGGUUCAAAGUAAGAUCGAGGUGGGCCUUUCCAAUAACCAAGUCCUGUUAAAGGCCAGCCAGAAAACGUUCGCGGACAAUUUGACCAACAUUCAAGAGAAUUUCAAGGUCUUGGAUGCCAAGUUGGACAAGCUGAAGAAGAAGUGAAGAUACCCAUCUCGUCCAGUCUGACAUGCGCUAUUCCGUGAUACGAAAGGGCUUCAUUGUGUUUGUAUUAUGUUUUCAUUUAAGUAUUUCUAAAUAAUAUUUCUAAACCAUUAA
This is a messenger RNA of Tigriopus californicus, 1479 nucleotides long. RefSeq names its product dynactin subunit 2-like (gene DCTN2-p50). The transcript has 5 exons. The record is from RefSeq and is a predicted model, not a curated record. Bases 130 to 1365 code for a protein of 411 amino acids. Gene Ontology annotation, biological process: mitotic spindle organization. Gene Ontology annotation, cellular component: cytoplasm; centrosome; dynactin complex. NCBI's taxonomy places the organism in Eukaryota, Metazoa, Arthropoda, Copepoda, Harpacticoida, Harpacticidae.